AUGAGAAGGAGAGUGAAACUUGCAUUUAUGGUCAACGAUUCUGCAAGGAAAAUAACUUACACCAAAAGAAAAAAGAGUCUAAUAAAAAAGAUUGAUGAACUCGCAACUCUUUGUGGGAUUGAAGCUUGUGCUAUAGUCUAUAGUGAUUUUCAUUCGGAGCCAGAGAUUUGGCCUUCGCCAUGGGAGGUCCAAAGAGUCGUUACAAAGUUCAGAAGUUAUUCUGAUUUUGAGAAAGGUAAGAAGAUGUUGAACCAAGAGAGUUUUUUGAUUCAAAGGAUUGGGAAGUCCAGAGAACAAUUGGCAAAAUUGGAGAAACACAAUUGGGAGGUGGAGAAGUCAUUGAUCUUGUCUCAAUGUCUUGUUAAAGAAAACUUUAUCGACACUUUGAACCCAAAUGCUUUGAAUGACCUAGCAUUUGAUAUUAAUGAGAUGCUGGAAAAAAUCACUUCUAAGGUGAAUGAACUCGAUACAAAUGAAACCACUUAA
Messenger RNA from Vicia faba (fava bean), 486 nucleotides. Lineage: Eukaryota; Viridiplantae; Streptophyta; Magnoliopsida; Fabales; Fabaceae. The record is from the annotation of a GenBank genome assembly.